CCAUUCCUUUUUGGUCCUUUCAGAAAAUCAGCUCAUUUCUCUCUCUCUCUCUCUUGUAUUUGUUUAACCGCUCGUAGUUUUUGAGGAGUUUCGACUAGGGUUUCAGAAAUGGCUUCUACGGAUCCGAAGCAAGGUGGAGGGUUUUUCGCUUCUAUCGCUGCCAGUAUUUCCAAUUUGACCAAAUCGGUCAACGGGUUCGUGGGUUAUGAAGGGCUGGAAGUUGUUAACCCAGAAGGAGGCACUGAAGAUUCUGAAGAGGAAGCAAAAAGAGGAAGAUGGAAACAGGAGGAUCGGGAUAGUUACUGGAGAAUGAUGCAAAAUUAUAUAGGCAGCGAUGUCACAUCAAUGGUGACACUUCCAGUACUUAUUUUCGAGCCAAUGUCAAUGCUGCAGAAAAUGGCAGAGCUGAUGGAAUACUCCUACCUGUUAGAUAUGGCAGAUGAAUGUGAGGAUCCCCACAUGCGAUUGGUGUAUGCUGCAUCAUUUUUUAUAUCUGUCUACUAUGCGCUCCAAAGAACCUGGAAGCCAUUUAAUCCAAUUCUUGGUGAGACUUAUGAAAUGGUUAAUCAUGGCGGCAUUACAUUCAUAGCAGAACAGGUUUGUCAUCACCCUCCAAUGAGUGCUGGACAUGCUGAGAAUGAACAUUUCAUUUAUGACAUAUCUUCGAAGGUGAAAACUAAAUUUUUAGGGAACUCAGUCGACGUCUAUCCUCUUGGAAGGACGCGAGUAACCCUCAAAAGAGAUGGUGCAGUCCUAGGUUUGGUGCCCCCUCCAACAAAAGUAAACAACUUAAUUUUUGGACGGACUUGGAUUGACUCACCAGGGGAGAUGGUCUUGACAAAUUUGACCACAGGAGACAAAGUUGUGCUGUAUUUUCAACCAUGUGGCUGGUUUGGGUAUAUCUUAUUUCCUUUCAAGCAGUUUUGAUUUCUCCUGCUGUCA
This is a messenger RNA of Corylus avellana, 942 nucleotides long. The record is from RefSeq and is a predicted model, not a curated record. NCBI's taxonomy places the organism in Eukaryota, Viridiplantae, Streptophyta, Magnoliopsida, Fagales, Betulaceae.